This is a messenger RNA of Toxorhynchites rutilus septentrionalis, 618 nucleotides long. RefSeq names its product NPC intracellular cholesterol transporter 2-like. Bases 53 to 511 code for a protein of 152 amino acids. Lineage: Eukaryota; Metazoa; Arthropoda; Insecta; Diptera; Culicidae. The record is from RefSeq and is a predicted model, not a curated record. The transcript has 2 exons.
CUCGGUUCAUUGUAAUGAAUCCACAUCCGUCGAAAAUCGCCACCGCUGAAAGAUGUUCAAGUAUCUUUUGCUCGUAGCUCUCGUGCCUGCUUUGGCCCAGGCCCGUACUCCGGUUCGCCAGUGUGGCAACAGAGCACCGCUUCCGGAAUUCGUGGACAUAAAUGGCUGCACAUCGAUGCCGUGUCAGAUCCGAAACGGAGAAACACUGGAUGCCGUCGGUGAGGGUAUUGUGAGUCCGGUUGCGACGACCAGACUGCUAACCUACAUCAACGUCCGGGUGGGUAUCAUAACACUGCCCAUCACUAUCCCUCCGGAGCUGGAGGAUGCUUGCCUAGCGGGAAUCGAGCCCGGCUGUCCACUUGCAGCCGGACAAAGGUUCAACUUCAGAUUACUGAUGGAAGACUUGGAGCUGCCAAACCUUGCGCUGACCGCACGGGUUGAGGUGGGAAUGCGUGCCGACGAUGGUACGGUAGUGUCCUGUGUUGAGUUCGAUGCGCGAGUUGUGCGUUGAAAAGGUCGCAAUGUUUGUUAGUCCUUACAUCUGUCGAAAUUUAGAAUAGCAAGAAAACUAUUUACUGAUUAUGAACGAUUAUAAAAAUAUAUAAAGAGUGAUUUUAA